This is a messenger RNA of Drosophila eugracilis, 2341 nucleotides long. It is a transcript of the gene Gycalpha99B, whose product is annotated as head-specific guanylate cyclase. Gene Ontology annotation, molecular function: heme binding; guanylate cyclase activity. The coding region runs from base 163 to 2193 and encodes 676 amino acids. The record is from RefSeq and is a predicted model, not a curated record. Gene Ontology annotation, cellular component: guanylate cyclase complex, soluble. NCBI's taxonomy places the organism in Eukaryota, Metazoa, Arthropoda, Insecta, Diptera, Drosophilidae. Gene Ontology annotation, biological process: response to oxygen levels; cGMP biosynthetic process. The transcript has 5 exons.
GCAUUUUUCAGGCGUGCGAAAAAAUUCCUUAGCUCCCAAAGAAAUUCCACAACGAUUUUUGCCACCUUAAAGUAUUGAAAUAAGAGCAGAAAAGCCAGUGAAUAAAAUUUAAAUAUUUUAAUCUAAAUCGAAUAGAGUCCACUUGAGCAGCAAGCACGCGACAUGGCGUGUCCUUUCUUUAGGCGAGCGGACUCGCUGACACGCCAGCCCUCGGUCAUCGCCGAGCCUGGUGGCCACUGGGCGCUCGAGGAUGAGGAGCUAUCGGAUGACGCCCUAACCCUCACGCACCUCCAGAUGGCCAUUCAGCUUCUGACGGCACCAUCGAACGAGGAUCUCAACACGGCAGUCACUUCCUUGGUGGCCAAGUACCGCCAGAACUGGCCCAACAUUCACAAGCUGAAACUGGACCCGCAGACCUUCAAGAGCUGCGCCAACUAUGAUUAUCUGGCAGACAUUCAGGAGCUGCUUCUGAAGAUGGAUGAGGCGAGUGCCAGCGAGAUCCUAGUGCUUCUGGGCGAGGAGCUGAUCACCUGUUGCUGCACGGGAAUAAUUGAAAGAGCCUUCCGUUGCCUGGGCACCGACCUACAGGAAUUUCUAGGUUCUCUUGAUGGGGUCUACGAUGUGCUGAAGCUACAGGAGGAGGAUGUCACCGACACUGGAUUUGUGUGCGCUGGCGAGGGAGAGCUGAUCUUCACCUCGGAGCGUCCGGUGAUUGCCUGGUUGCUUCUGGGCUCUCUAAAGGCCCUCACCCGAAUGCUCUAUAAGGUAGAUGUGAACAUCAAGAUCGAACCCGUGGAGGGAGAUGCCCGCAGGUAUCGCUAUCUCUUCUCGCUGGUCAAGGAUAACUCCCAGACAAUGCUAAUGGGACGCCCUGCCUCCGUGAGCAAAACUAUUCCAGAAACGGUGCAGAGGAGCAAUUCCAGCAAUGCCUCGGACUUGCAAAUGAACUCAUCCAGCUUCUGCAAGAUGUUUCCCUGGCACUUUAUCAUGAACGAGCAACUGGAGUUGGUCCAACUGGGCAGGGGAUUCAGCAAGUUGUACAAGCCCUAUAUGGCGGAUUUCGGAUGCCAGGCGACGACCUACUUUGAUUUCAAACGCCCAAAGGGACUGACCAUGAAAUUCCGGGAUAUUGUAAGGCGUACAUACACGCCUUUCCUAAUUGGAUUGAACAAUCCGCCAGGAGCCGUGGAUUUCCCGGCCAUCGGAUUGGAGAUCAAGGGUCAGAUGGUGCACUGUCCCGAAUCGAAUUCCCUUCUGUUCAUUGGCUCGCCCUUCCUGGAUGGCUUGGAUGGCCUGACCUGCAAUGGACUUUUCAUUUCGGACAUACCCCUACACGAUGCCACCAGGGAGGUGAUCUUGGUGGGCGAACAGGCCAGGGCACAGGAUGGCUUGCGCAGGCGCAUGGAUAAAAUCAAGAAUAGCAUCGAGGAAGCCAAUUCGGCGGUGACCAAGGAGCGAAAGAAGAACGUCAGCCUACUGCAUCUUAUCUUUCCCGCCGAAAUCGCCGAGAAGCUAUGGCUGGGCUCUUCCAUCGACGCUAAGACCUACCCGAAUGUCACGAUCCUGUUUAGCGACAUUGUGGGCUUCACCAGCAUCUGCUCGAGGGCUACUCCCUUCAUGGUGAUCAGCAUGCUGGAGGGUUUGUACAAGGACUUUGAUGAGUUCUGCGACUUCUUCGAUGUCUACAAGGUGGAGACUAUAGGGGAUGCCUACUGCGUAGCCAGCGGACUCCACCGCGCCUCCAUCUACGAUGCUCACAAGGUGGCAUGGAUGGCGCUCAAGAUGAUCGAUGCCUGCUCGAAGCACAUUACCCACGACGGCGAGCAAAUCAAAAUGAGGAUUGGCCUGCACACGGGCACGGUCCUCGCCGGAGUGGUGGGCAGGAAGAUGCCCAGGUACUGCCUCUUCGGGCACAGCGUCACCAUAGCCAACAAAUUCGAGUCGGGCAGCGAGGCGCUGAAGAUCAAUGUCAGCCCCACAACCAAGGAUUGGCUGACCAAACACGAGGGCUUUGAGUUCGAUCUACAGCCGCGGGAUCCCUCCUUCUUGCCCAAGGAGUUCCCCAAUCCCGGCGGUACCGAGACUUGUUACUUCCUGGAGAGCUUCCGAAAUCCGGCUUUGGACAGCGAACUGCCGCUGGUGGAGCACAUCAAUGUGGCCAUGAAGACCAUAUCGGAGGGCGGGGAUGCAUAGACGGCCAGGUCUUCAAGCCAUAACCCCAUUCCUCCCGUAGACCCACACGCUCAGUAGUCGUAGUUCGGUGCACUUGUAAUUGUGGUUUUGCUGUUCCCCUGCUUAGCCUGAAAACAAUAAACUAUCCCAUUCGAAUGGUUGCAUUCCA